Zonotrichia leucophrys gambelii is the source of this 2056-nucleotide messenger RNA. RefSeq names its product mucosal vascular addressin cell adhesion molecule 1 (gene MADCAM1). The record is from RefSeq and is a predicted model, not a curated record. Gene Ontology annotation, biological process: heterotypic cell-cell adhesion; integrin-mediated signaling pathway; positive regulation of lymphocyte migration. Lineage: Eukaryota; Metazoa; Chordata; Aves; Passeriformes; Passerellidae. Gene Ontology annotation, cellular component: membrane. Bases 238 to 1713 code for a protein of 491 amino acids. The transcript has 4 exons. Gene Ontology annotation, molecular function: integrin binding involved in cell-matrix adhesion.
GACUUUCCUGGGUUUGGGGGGGCUGCCAGCCUGGCUGUCGGCUGGGUGUUGAGGAAAAGCUGAACUUGGAAGAAAAUCAGAAAUCUCCCUCUGGAAAUACCCCUCGGGCGGGAAGUUGUGGAGAUCCUGGGGCCGCUGCUCGCGGGGGCGGUUCCUACAGGGCUUAAGAAGGGCUGAGGUUGGAGCCUGCAGCCAGAAGGAGACAGCACCGGGCAGCAGCUGGAAAGAGGGGAAGGAAUGAAAGAAGGGAAAACCAGCGCUGCUGCUGCCCUGUGGGUGAUGGAGCCGGCUCCUGUCCUCCUCCUCCUCCUCCUUGGCUUGCUAUGGAGCUGCAGCGGUGAGUGCCAUGGGGCCGAGAGCCACCCUAAACCCCCAAGCUGCUCUCCUUGCUUCACCCCACAGCCUCAGGAGGUCCCUGUCCCCAAAUCGCUGCUGUCCCCUGACCCUGCACUUUCCUCCUGCCCAGGUGGCCCUGCUGACAGGAUGGUGGUGACACCGCAGGAGCCCGUGGUGCCCUUUGGGGGCUCGACAGAGCUGAACUGCUCCCUGGCCUGCGCAGAGGGCAAGGUGGAGUGGAGGGGGCUGGACACAGCCCUGGGGACCAUCUCCUCCUUCUCCACCCACAGCAUCCUGCACAUCCAGCACGCCACGGUGGCCAUGGAGGGCAUGAAGUUCUGCGAGGGCAAAUGCCACGGGCAGGACUACAAGGAAAGUGUCACACUGAAGGUUUAUGCCCUCCCAGACGCGCUGAGCCUGGAGGCAUCUCCCCACACCCUGCGCCCAGGGCACCCUGCCACCCUGACCUGCUCGGCCACGCACCUGUACCCUCCCAAUGGGCUGGCCCUCACCUGGUACCGGGGCCACCACAUGCUGGAGAACCUUACAGACCAUGGCUGCGAGGAUCCUGAUGAGGACGAGCUGUGUAGCAUCGUUUCCAGCCUGCCGGUGAAGGGCACAGAGGUGGCAGAAGGGGUGGAGUUCAGGUGCGAGGUGACGCUGCGCGUCGGGCGGGAGACCUUCAGCAGGGUGGCAUCGCUGGUGGCAAGGGCUGAGGCUGUGAUGACACCAGCCAUGGCCACCUCCACGGGGAGCCCCAGCACAGCCACCGUGGCCACCACAGCCCUCCCUGCAGGGCCAGGUGUCCCCACAGGUGACCCCACCACAGCACGGGAGCCCAACGCUGGCACCACUCAGGAUGUGGCUGCUGUCACCAAUGCCCCCUCCACGGAGCCCUCAGUGCCCCAGGACCCCACGGCAAGCACCCACACGGCAGAUGUGGCCACCAGCACCCUCCCUGCGGCGACAGAGCCACCUCUGGGGACAAUGCCAGCCUGCAGCCUGCAGAUGCGGUCGCUGCCACCCACCGGGACGCGGGGCAGGGCUCUGCGCAUCGAGUGCCACGCUCGGUGCACCGGGAACGCCACGGUGCGCUGGCUGCGGACCCCCGCAGCCCUCGGGCAGUACCGGGAGGAGUCUGCGGGCAGCAGCUCCGCCCUGCGGCUGGACAGCGCCGAGCCCUGGCACCAGGGACACUAUCAGUGCGUCCUGCGGGGCCACCACCGCGCACAGGUGGCCAGCCUGGAGGUGAUGGUGGUGGAUGAUUCCUUCAGCUCCAGCCCUGCCAUCGCCAUGGGCACAGCAGGAUCGCUCUUGGGGCUCAUCGCCACCGCUGCCGUGUCCCGACGCCUGUGGAAGUGGUUCCGAUCCCGGUAGCCGCUGUCCCGGGACUGGCACAGCCGGGUGGCAGCCCUGGCCCUUCAGGGUGUCCCUGCUGUCCCCGGUUGUCGCUGAAGGAGCAGGAGGGGAGCAGCUGCCGCGGGAGGCAAAGCCUGGAAGGACAAUGAGCACAGGCCACACAGGACUGGAUCCCGGCGGGCUGGCACCGAUCACCGGGUGCGUGGAGCUCCCGGUACCGGAGCACGGAGGUCCCGGGGGAGCGUGGGCCCGGCGGGCGGGUGGGACCGGUGCUCCAAUAAAGGGCUGGUUUCUGUUCGGGCCCUCAGCAAAGUGUCUGUGAAAAACGCCGAAUCACUUGUUUGUAAAAUUUUAAUAGUAA